This is a messenger RNA of Corticium candelabrum, 13801 nucleotides long. RefSeq names its product E3 ubiquitin-protein ligase MYCBP2-like. NCBI's taxonomy places the organism in Eukaryota, Metazoa, Porifera, Homoscleromorpha, Homosclerophorida, Plakinidae. The record is from RefSeq and is a predicted model, not a curated record. Bases 51 to 13628 code for a protein of 4525 amino acids. Gene Ontology annotation, molecular function: ubiquitin protein ligase activity. The transcript is spliced from 47 exons. Gene Ontology annotation, cellular component: plasma membrane; nucleus. Gene Ontology annotation, biological process: axon guidance; regulation of synaptic assembly at neuromuscular junction.
CCCGGAUAACCACGAUGACUCCGGAUCGUAUUUGACGCUCUAAAACAGAAAUGGCUUCAACAGAUCUGCGAUCAGUACGAGACUUUAGUCUAGCAACGCUGGGAAAGCAGUACCACGCACUCUUCAGCGAUCCAGACGAACUAAAACGACCGUUAGAGACUCCUAAAACACUUGGAUCUAAGAAGAAAACGAGAAGAAAGAAAGACAACAAGGAGGAGAAGAAGCUUGUUCCACCAGUUCUAAGACCACUGCCUGCACCACGACUUGAACUGCAUGGAAAUCCAUCAGAGUUUGGUGUAUUUGCUCAAGUUCGACAAACUGUCUUGGAACGGCAACUGCGAAACGUGCUGCGUGAAUACUCACAGAGAUUGUUUGCUGAAGAAGCAGGCGACGAUUCAGAUGAAGGGGAGUAUUCAGUGAAAGUAGAAAUACCAAAGAUUGUGACUGUUGGUUUGACUGGAGUGUUUGAAUUGAUUCGUGAUACACACAAGAGUUAUCCUGAUCUGUGUGCUCGAGCAUUACAGGCUCUCGUAAACAUUCUACAAGGACAGGAACUGGAGGCGAUGAAGAAUGAACCAGCAGAUACAAUCAAAUCAAUGUAUGACUUGCUGAUUGAUAUUGUGAGAGUGUCAUCACCAUCCAAUGAUUCUCACAGUCCAAGCAGCCUUCCUAGUCUUGCAUCUGCUUGCCUUGUGAGUCUCGUGUUGGCACGAGGAGACACUGAGUUGGUGUUGCAAACGAUAUCAACGUUACUGAUUGGGUCGAGAGACUCCAAGAUUCAAAUGGUUCAAAUUCCCUCCAUCCUCCUCUCUCUACAACGAAGCCUACUGGCUCACCUACUCGGCGAAUCCAGACUCUUACAGUGGCACAACAACGGAAUAACAAACGACACUCUAAUAGACCAAUUUCAGUUGAAACACCUGCCACCAGAUUGUGAAGGUGUUAGUGCCCUCGCUAGUGACGGACGGCAUUUGUAUGUUUGUAGCAACGUUGGGUUGUUGAAGGUCGGAUCGGGAUAUGGUGGCACCAUGAAGGGUCAUAUCUAUGCAUCAAAUGAGGAUUUCCAUCCAAACACAAGAAGCUGGCUUGGCUUUGUGAGAGGUAAGUUGUAUUAUUGUCGAGUUGGAUUGGGAGAGAAGACACUGCUACUCAUCAAUACUGACACUCUCCAGCCUCAAGGGACAGUUCCACUCGAUGACUCAUCGUCUGGCACAGAAGUUCUCUUCAGCACAGGCGAACACAUCGGGUACAUCCAAGCUUCAGAAAAUGGUGACUUUUGUCUACGUCACUUUGACCCGUCAACCAUCCCCAUGAAAUUGCUCAACACCAAACCACUAGCCCUUGCAUCUCGCGCUCUCUACUCAGUCGGCAAGGCCGAGUUUGAAGACGAUCCCAAACUCCAUACAUUUUUCUCCGAACCUCACGAAGACGUUGGAGACGUCGUUGCUGCCAGAGAGUUUGCCAUCAUACGAACAUCAAGUGGUAAACUGUAUUACACAGGAAAGGCUGCAGCAGUUGGUAUCAAAGCUGGAGGUCCCGCUCCCGGACAAUGGGAAGACCUAACGCUUCCAAGUGGUGUGAAAGUCAAUCAAGUUUCUGCAGGUUCGGGUGGCGAGUUUGCCGUUGCUAUUGGCGAUGACAAUGUGGCAUAUUUUUUCGGGACGUCACGACGUGGCGAAGACGGAGAUCAAGUGCGCGGACGACGGCAACAGAAACCGAUGAAAGCAAAAAAGAUGGGACAAAACAAAAAGCUGAAGGACAAGAAGUUUGUGUUCUCUGCGUGUAAUGCGUCGACGUCGGCUCUCAUUACGACUGAUGGUGAACUUGUUAUGUUCGGGAAGGACACUGAACAGUGUGAUUCGACGACAGGGAUUAUGCCCAACUUUCUUGGUCUUCCUGUUGAGAUGAUUUCGAUGGGGAAAGCGCACUUUGUUGUUUUGCUGAAAUCGGGUGUCGUUUUUACAUUUGGAUUGAACAACAAAGGGCAGUGUGGACGGUGCUAUGUGAAGGGGUCAGCAAGCAAGCAAGAAGAUGAUAACGGUGAGGAAGAAGAAGAAGAGCAGGAGCAGGAGGAUGACGUAAUGUGUCGUCCAGGAACGCAUGAGUGGAAGGAGGAGAAUUGCCUCAUUUGCGCGGUGUGUGGGCACUGCACAGGAUAUGGAGAAGGAUGUUGUAAUAAUGAUGGAAGAGAGGGAAGAGAUCCUGGAAAACUGUGUGGUUGUGGUGCUGGUGAUUCUGGCUGCAGUGUUUGUGGCUGCUGUAAGAAGUGUGCUGGAGAGGGAGACGGUGAAGCCUAUGUAGGUGCAUUUGCUGCUCCACAACCACAAGUGGCAAGGAGGCACAGAAGAGCAAUGAAGAAAGGAGUUCGACGUGCAGCAGCUCAGAAACAAGACUCAGUUGAGAAGGUGGAAGGCAUAAAGAGUUUGUUUGAAGAAGCAAGUGGUGCAAACUCCGGUCAAGAAGAAGUCGCUGCUGCCGUUGAUCAGUCGGACAACACGUCAGCACCAGCAUCCACACUGACUCGAACUCCAGCGGAGUUGAAAAUUGGGCGAGACAAUGUUGGAACAAUGCAGAUUGCAUGUGGAGCUCAUCACACAAUUGUGCUGCUUGUGAACGGCGAGGUGUAUACGUUUGGUCAGAAUCAAUACGGACAGCUGGGACAAGGAGAUACAGAGACGAGGGGUUAUCCAUGUCUUCUUCCAUUGCCUAAGAAAGCAAAACAAGUUGCUGCCGGACACAACCACUCAGUUGUGUUGUUAGAGAAUGGUGAAGUCUACACAUUUGGAAAACACGAGGAAAACCAACUCGGACGAAGUCACGAACUUACAGACCAAGCUACAGCAGAAGCAGCCGAUCCCACGUGGCAUUUGCUCCCUCAGCGAGUGAAAGGAAUUGGAGAUGACGCAAAGAGACGGGCAACAUGGAUUGGAGCUGUUGGAAAUCAAACGUUUUUGAGGCUUGAUGAGUUGCUGCUUCGGGCAAGUUCGUUGAAGGAUUGUCAGGUGUUUGCAUCAAAUAAGACGAUUGGAGUUAUUCCUCCACUGGGUCAUGAACAGACUGCAGCGAGUCUGUUUUUUAAUAAGAGAACGUCGGCAUGCAUUACUUUCCAAGGCGACGGACAAGAAGACCUUUCAGGUCAUUCUGUGUGUCUUGAUUCAUUGUUUGAUGUUUUCUGGAGUUAUUCACCAGUGAAGCAAGAGAUCAAGUGCUAUGGUGUGUAUGCUCCUGUAGUGAAGGAGAUAGUGACAAAGAAAUUGAAAGAUUCAUCUCAUAUGAGUAUUCUCAGUCCUGAUUUGGCUGUUCCUCACUCUUCCACCGCAGCCACAUCACAGUUUCAUAUUGGCAUCAACCUGCUGGCGUGUUUUCAGACUCUCACUGCUCUGGAAGAUGCAAACAUCUCUCCAACACGUGCAGUAAUGAUGAUAUCGAAACUAGGCAAACAAUCAAAGGAGAAAGUUGGUAACUACCAUGCAGCGUACAGAUUUUCAAAUUUUGGAGGAGGUUGGGGCUACUCUGGCCACUCAGUCGAAGCCUUUCGAUUCUCAUGCGACCAAGACGUAAUUCUCUGCGGCUUCGGCCUCUUCGGAGGUCGUGGCAACUACCGAGGUGGAAUCAAAGUCUACGAUCUCGGAGAAUUAGGAGGCGACAACGAAGGAGACGGCGAUCUCCUUGGAGAAGUAGACGAACACGAAUAUGAAUGUCAAGCAAGGGAGUAUUAUCAUUGUUUGUUUGACGAGCCUGUGCCGUUGUUGGCCAACAACUGGUAUGUUGCGUGGGCGCGAGUGUCGGGUCCAAGUUCGGAUUGUGGGUCAUCUGGACAGGGAAAGAUCACAACGGAUGAUGAUGUCACCUUCCAGAUCAAGAGCUCUCGCAAGUCAAACAACGGGACAGACAUGGGAUCAGGACAAAUUCCAGCCAUUCUCUACAAAAUGCCAUCAUAUGAGAAAGAUGUCAAUGAAGACGCCGACGAGCAGAUCCACAUUUUAGACAGAAAGUUUUCAAGGAAAGUUUCAGUGGGAAACUUCGACUCGUUGCUGAAUUUGUUGCAGUGGGCAUGGCAUGAAAUACAGAUGCAGAAACGUUUGUCGUCAGAGUUGGUGUCACUGAGAGUUGAUGCUCAGAUGGUAGCAAUACAAGACAUGAAGAAGCUGUCGUUUGUUGUGAUUUCGUGUCUGAAGUUGUUACGAACAUACAUUUGUGAGGUUUACCCGAGUAGAGCUAAAACAAACAAAACACCUUCUGAAACAGAAGAGCUAGCAGCAGCAGUUCUACAAGUCCGAUCAUUCUUAUCCACACUACUAGACGACUCGAACACCACAGACAUGCCAAACGAUUCCGACAUCCCGGAAAUCAAACAGAAACUCAUCGACAUAAAGACAACGCUCACCACCCACUACCAUGAGAUCUUCCUCAAUUGUUUCCACGCUUUCUAUCCAACAGGACAACUCAAGUGGCUCACACUCUCUGAGCUACUAAAACAAGUUGAUUUCGUGAAGCAAGGAGUGGCGGCCAAUGCAAGCCAUCGCUUAGCAACCAUCAUGGAUGCUCUCGCGUCGCCUCGUGUUCGUUUAUCUGCCGUGUUGCCUUCUGUUGGUGACGAGGGUGGCAGCUUUCAGACGGUUUCAGUGAUGAGUGAUCAACAGAGUCGUUUUCCGUUGUUGGAGGGUUUCGUGACGUUGCAGACGCAUGUUGGUGAGGAGGAUUGUGGAUUGACGUUUAAGCAGGUCGUGUCGAAGUUGCUCGCUAUUGUGGCGUCUCCUGUUCAUUGUGCAACGUGUGUGACUGAGGAGGCGAGCGGGAUGGUGGAGUUUCCUGAUUUGUUGGUGAAGGCGAGUAGCAGGCUGUUGAGUGCGAUUGUGGGGGAGCUGGCGUUGUCAGCUACUUUGUCAAAUUCUCCAUACGAGACCAGCAGUCCUCAAAUGCAGGAAUCUCCCAGCCGAUUCAGUACAGUUCAGCAGACAAACUGGAACACAGGAAACGGCAGCGCUGACGCAGUAUCAUUCAAAAUCGAUCGCUCAGGCAUCACAUUAGUCGGUGUGGCAAUGUACGGUGGUGGUGGAUCUCAUCGCUACGAACUAGAACUUCUAUCAAAGAAAGAGUCAGUUGCUGUUGGUGCGGGACUCUUUGGAAUUGGUGCAGACGGGUGGAAGCCGGUCUCUCAUGUCAGAGGAGAAUACAACGACUCGGACUGCAAUUCAGAAAAAAUUGCUCACUUGAUGUUUGAAAGCCCCGUCCCUAUAGAAGCCAACACUACGUAUGCAAUUCGCUUCAGAAAUCACGGCAGUCGAACAGGCAACGGAACGAAUGGCAGAUCAAAAGUGAUAUGCAACGACGGCAUGAUCAUCGUGUGGAGCACCUGCUCACUGAGCAACAACGGCACGGGAGAAAACCGAGGCCAAAUACCAUCGAUACUUUACUGCUCUUCGUCUGGUGAUGGGAUGGAGCAACAUGAGGUGCCUCCUCCUGGUGUGGCUGACAAUCUGCGUCGUUCGACGAUUACGAUUGUGACUUCGGUUUUGGAGAUUGCGUCGGAUCUGUUGGAUCGGGCUGCUGAGAUUGCGGAGAUACGUACGGAACCAGACAUCUACUCCAUACUGGGUAACUCCCAUCUCUUCAAGUCACUCCUCCCUCUCCUUCUCGCCCAACUCGGUCCUGUUGCAGCAUCAACCCCACAAACAUCAGUCGAAGUCCUCGACGUAAUCAAACAAAUCCUCCCAUCAGUCACACGUCUCUGCCACCAAAUAACCCAAAACGUCCCACGUCCAUCAUCACCCUCCAUAGAAACCACUCCAUUCCACCACAUGAUCAUAGAGAGCGACCAUCCAUACAAACCCGGCGUCGUCAACAACUACAGAGUCAACUUUCCAGACUCUGUCCAGUGGCUUGUGUUGGAGUUCGACCCGCAGUGUGCGACCGCACAAGUUGAAGACCGACUGAACGUUCUCAUCCCACGAAACGACGACUCGACGGUCACCGAUGGCGACGUCGUUCUCUCACGUUAUUGGUCGGUUUUGAAGCCGUUUAGUGGCGUUGAUGACUGGCCAAAGCAUGCGGUUGUAUUACCGGGACGUGAAGUUGUUUUCUCACUGGAAACGGCGUCGGAGUACAUGAAGGACGAGAACGUGUCGCGUUAUGGAUUCAAGUGCACGGUUAUCGGGCAUGUGUGGCAGCCGCAGGUGAGGGAGGCGGUGCUGUUGUUAGAGAAGGAGUUGGCGUAUCUUGCUGGCAUGUGUGCUGGGUCGUUGAUGAGGUCGGAACUGCCCGUGUAUGUUGGUGAGGAGGACGCGUUGCCAUCUGAUGAAACAGAGGAGCAGCAAGUUGCGAGGCAACUGAAUGAUGCCGGUGCUCAGUUUAUUGUGAAAACUCAUUCGACCCUCAUUGGCCGUGGAUUGGCUCUCGAGACUUCUCUGACUGUGCAAGAUGCUCUAACGGGUGAACUGCGUUUUGCCAAGGCGUCGAGUGAAAAAGACUUUCUCAUGCAGUUUCUUGAGUGCAUGCCGGACACGAGUGGAGGUCGUCUAGCAAGGUGGUUACAACCCGAUGCCUUCGUUGACCCUGCAAAGAGUGAAGUCAUUUUAUCCGGAAAUUUUCAAGUUGGCUACCUUGCCCAGAUUGGCCUGAAGACAAAAGACAGACAAGGAACAGCCGUUCAUGUGGCUGACAUGAAAGUCGUUGUGAAAGGAACAUUUACUGGAAAGAAGAAACCAAAACCAUUUGGCUCUGCACCAACGGAAAUUGCUGAGGGUGACGUGUUGCGUGACGUCAUUGAGGUGAAAGAUGAACAUCAAGGUGACAAGCAGCAGCAGCAGAUUGUGUUGGGUGUGAACACGAAAUAUAAGGAAACGAUGCAGGGCAGUAAAGACAAGUAUGCAGCCAUUUCUGUGAUGAAGGAUUACCAAAACUUUUCAUUCGAAGAGCUUCGUUUCCACACUCCCGCCAGCAAAAUGCCUGACCAAACAUGGUCAAUGGACAUGCAAGAUAAUCAAGAUGGAACAUACAUUGCUGGUUGGAUUCCAAGCUCAAGAGGAAGCUACAACAUUGAGGUUCUUAUUGAUGGAGCGUUUGCUGGGAAAAGUCCAAUUGAAGUUGACGUGGAAGAUGCGGCUCCAGGCGCACAGGCACCGGUUGUGGCAUUGCCUGUCGCUUUUGCUCCGAAAUCGAAGAUCAAGAAAUUCGUCACUCCUGCCAAAACCGGUGGCAUACGCAUUCGCUCUCAACCAUCACUACAAAGCGAAGAACUCGGAAUCAUCAGACCUGAACAAAGCAUCGAGUUUACAGACGAAGUGAGCAACGACGACGGCACGUGGGUAAGACUAACCGACAAAAGCAUCAAGGAGUUCACAGGAAAGAGCCACGAAGAGGCGUGGUGUUUAUCAUUUCACAAGAAACUCGACCGCCAGUUGCUCAUUGAUGUCCAAGAACAGGUAAUGUCUCAGCCUAUUCCUGUGGCAACGGCUAGUUACACGCCGCCUCGUCCACGAAAGAUGAGGAAGAAGUGGAUAGGUGGAGCCGGUGAGUACGAAGUGAUACGUUGUGGCGAGGCCGGCCACAACAUCCGCAAUCGCCCGAGCCUGAAAGGAACUCCAAUCGGCCUCCUCUGUCGUACAAACCGAAUCAAAGCGUUGACUCACGCGAGCACCGACGACGGCGACUGGCUGAAACUCGAACAAGAAAGCGUCGAGACGUACUGCGAGAAAGACGGUGAAGCAUGGACGUUAGCCAGAUCAAAAUCAGACAUCGUGUACCUCGAGCAAGAGGCAGAGAGUGAAUACGAAACCGACACAGAGACAGACGACGACGACGACGACACGACGAGAUCGGGAUCGUCCAUGACGGAGCCGGUCGGUCCGUCAUUUCCGAUCUUUGGAGCUCCGGCAGUGAAUGAGAAAGGCGCUCAACAGAUUCAGCAACAAGCACAGCAGCAGCCGUUGCCGUUGGGUUUCUCCGUGUUCGGUCAACCGUUUGGCGUGGCGAAUAACGCACAACCCGGUGGGCUAUUUGGUGCGGGAAAUAAUGCACAACCUGGUGGUCUAUUUGGUUUGCCUGUUCCUCUUCCUGUUCCUGGUCUUUUUGGGUUGCCGCCUCGAGUUGACAACGCUCGUUCUCAAGGAGCUGGAGGCUUUGUGUUUGAACAGCAGCAAGUUGUUGGUAAUCCAAAUGUUCGCGUCGCUCCUGCUAAUGAAAUCGCUCCUGCUAAUCCGUUCAAGUUUAGAGAUCAGAAUCUGUUUGCUAAUGUCCCGCCUCCUGGUCCUCUGUUUGGCGGUUUCGGUGGAGGGUUACGGCAACCUGCGGGUGCCUUUGGACCUCCUGCGGGUGCCUUUGGGCCUCCUGCGGGUGCCUUUGGGCCUCCUGCGGGUGGACUCGGUGUGGUCAAUCCUGCACCUCAACCUGGGCCGUUCCAAUUCUCUGUCUCUCCGUCAGGCAAAGAAGCGUCUGGCGACGAAGACGAAAGCAAGAAAGACAAACCGGCGAGUCCGUUUAGUUUUGGUGCCCCUCCUCCAGCCGCGUCUGCGUUCAACACAGACAAAGCUCCAUCAUCGUCCGUCUUCUCACUCGGACCUUCGCCUCAGAGAUUGAAAUCAGAUGAAGGGAAAUCAAAGAAUCGUGGACGUGGAAAGAAGGGACGGUCAAAGUCACCCGCCAGGUUUGGUGCGAGAGCAGAGAAAGGGAAUACGACAUCCGACAGCAAAGUUCGUAAAGCGUUGUCACCGGCUGUAGCUAAAUGCAUGCGAGCGGUUUUUACUGCGUUUAUGUGGCACGAGGGCAUCACUCAUGAUGCGAUGGCGUGUGCCUCGUAUCUCAAGUUUCAUCCAGAAUUGAUGAAGGACACAGGCAAACAGAAAAGCAUGGAGAACGAGUCCGACAAGGAGCCUGAGAAGAACAUCAAAGAGUUGAAUAAACCUGGAGAAAUCACCGGAAAAGAUGAAGACGACAAGAAAGGUGACGAUCUCAAACAGAAGGAAAGCAGAGAGACAAUCAGCGUUGAGUCUACCGAAACAGCUGUGGCUGAGAGCAGCGAAACGAGCGAGGAAUCGUUGCAGAAGAAAGAUUCAACAGAGAAAGAGACGAAAACCGAAUUGAAACUUCCAGCGACGUUACGCCACUUGGUGACGUUCUGGGACGAGUUGGUUGGCGGCAUUCAGCUGGCGACAUCGAAGAAGCUCCCGCAACCGAAAGUCCCCGAACUGAAACUGAGAGCGAAGAUAGUCGAACGGCCGGAGACGGAAGCGCCCGAUCGGAAGGAUAAACCGAAGGGAAAACCGAAGGCGGCGGGUCCGGGUCAGACGAUAUGCGAAUUGUGCGACGAACCAUUUCAGAACCCAGUGACGUACCACAUGAAACGUGCACAUCCGGGUUGUGGGAAACACGCGGCUGGUCAGGGAUACAACAGCGGAGGAACGUUCUGCGGGGGCUGGGCCGGUAACUGCGGAGACGGCGGCCACGGCGGCAGCACGUGGUACCUCAUGUGUAAUUCAUGUCACGACAAAUACCUCGACCAGAAGAAAGAGCAAAUGCUCGCGCAGGACAAACGCACAAAACAAGCGGGAAUAAUCAUCAAGAUGGUGAGCGGAAAACCGAAAUUCAAGAACCCAACGUCGACCGACUCGCACAACAUUAUCACAGACAACUGCAAGUUCCUGUUGGAGUUGGAGAGCGCGAGCGGCAGUAAAGUCGACGAUGUGAACCGCAUGAAGUCACCCGACGCUCCACAACCCGGCAAAACAUCGUGGGAACACAAUCAACAACCCGACCAGUCGAUGUUUCCUCGUCAAUUCCAAUACCUUCGUGGCAUCUCAGUUCCAAGUCCAUCUGAGUCUCUCCUUUCUAAAGCAUUAGCCAUUGCUAUGAGUGAGACAAAGAAGCCUAUGAUCCCUCGAUCAGCAUCGAUUGAAGAGCGAGUAACGAUGACUCUCGAUCGAGGAGGAAAACUCCGAAAUCAAGAGCCACCAAAAACUAAAGACCCGGUGCAACGUCCCUCGUUGCUUCGCUCGAUUUCUGUUGCCGUCCCGGAGACGAUCGGCGAUAUAGAAGACGAGGAGCAAAACAGGGCAAUCAAGAGGAAGCAUUCGCCGCUCUGGAGUCCACUCGACGACAUGAGGAAACAGUUUAGUAGCGGACCGAUAAAUCUUGUCGAGAGAAUGUCACCGAAACUUUACAAGCUCGUGCAACGUCAACAGACCGAGGCGGACGAAGACAAGCAGAGCAGUCCGAGUGAACGAGCAUUGAAACGGCCGCUGCUUGCGUUCGUAUGCCAGCAGCUUGAUUUGGACUGCAUACGACGAUCGAUGACUAAAGCUCUCGUCCACUGCGCCUGCCGUGUACAUGCCAUGCAGUCGUUUGAGUAUCAUUUGUGUCGUGUCACGCAAACUGCUGCUCUUCAUGAUCUCAUGUGGUUCUUCGCGGCAUCACUAACGCCACCGUUGCCGCCAGAAUCCGACGCCGAAGAGAAGAAGGAAGGCGAGAAGAAAGAGAAAGAGGAGGUCGACCUCACGAUGGGCGAGCAUCCGACUGACGAGCUUGUCGCCGCGGGUGACGGCCUUGUCCCACUCACCAACGCAUUCCACAGUCUCCUCCAGACAAUCUCCGAUCUGAUGGCUCAACUACCUCAAGGCUCGGCUGUACAGCAAAUGUCGAUGCGAAGCUGGUGCAUUCACUUUCAUCCUCGUGAUCACACCUUCCUGCAUCGUAGUUGCGUCUUCUCUCGUAUCAAUCAGUUUUUGACUCGCGUCGACGAGGAAGAGGCGCACACCAACGGAGCAUUACAGACGCCGGAUUCUCUGUCUGUCGUUUUGCUGCCUGAAAUUGUGAUCACCGGCAAAGUUACGUCUUCGUCUCGUCCUGCUAUGUUGGAUAGUCUUACUGAUGACUCGACUGAGACGUUCUGGGAGUCGGGAGAUGAGGAUAAGCAUCGGAGCCGGUGGCUGCAGGUUGCGUUUGACGAGGCAGAUGUUCGUCCUGAGGUUGUGUAUAUUCACAUCGACAACAACAGAGAUAGUGGGAAUCGAACCGAAUUUCUCACCCUCAACGUCGGCAAGAACAACAAAACGCUGACAAAAAUCAAACAAGUUGACGUUCCGUAUCGAUUCGGAGGUUGGCUCAGGCUCGACAUUCCCAAUCCAACCGAAACCAAAGUCAUCAAGUUGGACCUCAAAGGCACUCAGAAUUCAAUCCGUGUACGUCAGCUCAAGGUACAAGGCUACACAGGAGCGGAAACGGAAGCAGCAGUGCAAGCAACAAGUCAACCAAUUUUGUCUCCAAUUGUUGCACAGAGACAGCAAUGUGAAGGUGAAACUCUUCGAGUGUUCAGACUGCUGACGUCGCAGGUGUUUGGGAAAUUAGUUGCCGAGCAGCAGGACUCCGAGAUGUCCGACCUAAAAGAACACGUCGUUGGCAUCCUCUUUGGUCAAAGCAAACUCAGUAGCCUCCAAAAGCAAGUCUGCAUACACAUCGUUGCAUCAAUCCAAUCGGAAAGAUCUCGAGUCCGCGACGAGUGGGAACAAAGUCUCGCAUCGCCAGACGAGUCAAUCAGCCGUCAAUCCGACACGUACUGCUACGAGCUUCUCUCCAUGGUCUUAGCACUGAGUGGCUCAGAAGCAGGACGAGCAUACGUCGCCGAGCAGUACCCACUCCUCGUCGAUCUCCUCUCACUCCUCCACACAGCAACGUCUCGAGUUCAAUGCCAAGUCGUCUCUAUCUUACAUCGCGUCCUCCCUCUCGUCAUCCCUCAGCGCUUGGCGCACACACUCGGCAUCGAGUCGCUACCAAAGCCGGGAUACAGUGCAGUCACUGAGGCUACGGACGCGAGCGGCACGCAGAUGAAUCUCGAGAAAAACGUUGGCAUCCUCGACGUCUUACUGGCUGUCGUUGCGAAGGCUCUAACCGUACAGGUGAAAUCGAAGGGCGCGAAGAAAGGCGAAGAAGGGAUUUUGGCUGGGAAGGGGCCGCACACGGUGACGGUCAUGAGUUUGUUGACGAAGCCGGCUGAAGGGCUUGUGACUAAUGAGACGCUCGGACAGGGCGGGAGUCGGUGGUGGUUGAGAGGUGAGAUGCACGCGGAUGUGGCAACUGAAGUGAUCAAACUGCUGAAUGACAUGUCACUGGGCAAGAUAUCAAAAGAAUGGAUGGAAGUGACACAAGCUGGUGUGGGAGAAGUCGUUCUCUCACUCACUAAACUGAAUGACAAGUCCCGAACGGCAGUGCAAUGCAUGCACGGACCAACAAUUUGGUUGACAUUGUCAUCUCUUUGUGUGUUGACUGACAAGCAUGUUGAGCAGUUGUCGUCCGGCCAGUGGACAGCGAAAGAGGAAGGCAAGAAGAAGCCGACUUGUGAUAAUCACGACGAUGGGCAUACGGUCGCCAUCAUCGAGUGUGAUACGUGUGGCAAUUUGUGUGCCGAAUGCGAUCGCGUUUUGCACUUCAGCAAGAAAAACAAGUCACACGGACGAACAGUUUUUAAGGAAGAGGAAGAGGCAGUUAAGGUUGAUUUGAAUGAGGGUUGUGGCCGGACGAAAUUGUUUUGGGCGAUGGCUCUUGCGGACUCUCGAACGCUCAAGGCAAUGGUGGAGUUUAAGGAUGUGGGAGCCGCUGGAUCACCCAGUGCCACAGCAGACGGCACAGGCGUCUGUCGCUUCUGUGGCAGCAUUGGCACAACCGGCCUCCUUGCCAUCGGAAAUGUCUGCUCCGAACCAGAAUGUCAAGAACGUGCCAAGAAAGUCUGCACAAAAACCCUACCGUGCGGCCACAUGUGCUGUGGUGUCCGCGACGAAGACAACUGUCCAUCAUGUCUCUUUGGCUGCAAAUCGGAGGACACAACGGAGGCCAAUGGUGUCGUACGGCCCGGCAGGAGAGCCCAGGAUUCCGAUGACAUGUGCAUGAUUUGCUACUCUGAGAAUCUGUCGGCCGCUCCAGUUAUACAGUUGGGCUGCAGUCAUAUCUAUCAUUAUCAUUGCUGUGAGAUGGCGCUGGAGAAGCGAUGGACCGGACCGAGGAUCACGUUUCGGUUUUUGAUGUGUCCGAUUUGUGAGACAAAGCAAAUAAGCCACAAGUGUUUGGUGAAUAUUCUGAAGCCUCUGGAGAAUUUGCAUGAAGACGUCAGAUCCAAGGCUCUUAUGCGUCUAGAAUACGACAACCUGCACAAGUGUGAGGCAAUCACAACACCCGGAAGUCCAUUCUACCAGCAACCUAUUGAAUUUGCCAUGAAACGUUACGCAUACUACGUCUGCUUCAAAUGCAAGCGGGCUUACUAUGGAGGUGAGGCUCGAUGUGUUGAGCAGGCAGGCUUGUCUGAUGAAUAUGAUCCCAGUGAGUUAGUAUGUGGUGGAUGCUCUGAUGUCGCCAGCGCACAGGUGUGUCCCAAACAUGGUACAGACUAUUUAGAAUACAAAUGCCGCUACUGCUGCUCAGUGGCUGUAUUUUUCUGCUUCGGCACGACACACUUCUGUGCAUCAUGCCACGACGACUUCCAACGCCUGACAAGCAAAGACAAAUCCGAGCUUCCUCAAUGUCCCGUGGGUCCCGCGGGCAAGCAACUUGAGGGCACAGAGUGUCCCCUACACGUCAAGCAUCCACCCACGGGUGAGGAGUUUGCCCUCGGGUGUGGCGUUUGCAGGAACGCACAGACUUUUUAGGCCAAUUUAGCGAAGUGUAUCGUACGUCUAGCACUCGAAAAUGACUGUCACGAUCGAGACUGUUUGUUUUGCUGUAGCUGAUUGUUUGUCCCUUGAUGUGCACUCUAUGUAUUGCAAGAGGGAUUGUGUUUUCUUAAAGCUAAGAAUGGAAUCAUAUUUUUACUGCUAAAACG